Hemibagrus wyckioides is the source of this 1943-nucleotide messenger RNA. It is a transcript of the gene dnajc4, whose product is annotated as DnaJ (Hsp40) homolog, subfamily C, member 4. The record is from RefSeq and is a predicted model, not a curated record. The transcript is spliced from 7 exons. Lineage: Eukaryota; Metazoa; Chordata; Actinopteri; Siluriformes; Bagridae. Bases 246 to 956 code for a protein of 236 amino acids.
CAGUCUGUACACACAAACGAUCAAUGGAAAGUUACAGCCUCAAACUACAGAAUAAACAGAUCAGCCAGGUUUAACGCUGAAAAACAGUGUUAACUAACCAGGUAACUGAGAAAGUCAACACUAAACGGCAUGGUUUACAGUCUGAAUGACUGACCGCUCUGCUGCUGCUCCAGCUGGUUAGCGGUGUGACACCGUUCUCGGCAGAUUCUCCUGUGGAUAAACAUUUUCCUAGAAGGGAUGUUAGCAUGAUGCAGCUGGAGGCCCCGCUGCGGCUCUGUCACAACUGUCUUUUGUACUUUAAGUUCUCUCAGCGCCUCCUGUCACUUUCCGCUACACACAGGUCGCCUGCAAGUUACUACGACGUUCUAGGGGUUAAACCUGAUGCUUCAGUGGAUGAAAUAAAGAAUGCAUUUUUUGACAAGUCCAGAAAGCUUCACCCUGACAGUGACCCGUCGAACCCGGGCCUCCAUAGUCAGUUUGUUAAGCUGAAUGAAGCUUAUCGGGUGUUGAGUAAAGAGGGCACUAGGAAGGAGUAUGACCUCCAAAUGAGAUAUCACAAUUUUGACCAGAGUUUUAGACCCUCCUCCAGAUACGCAUAUGACCCCAGUGCUGCUGAGACGACCGAGAAUGUGCGAUACUGGGAGCAGUUUCGGAAUGCUCAGGACUAUUCUGAGGAAGAUUUGCAGAAGAAGAGGAAGAAGAAUCUGCGGCUGGUGGGCUACUGCAUCGUCGCCAUGCUUCUGAGUAUCGGCGCUCAUUACUUUGGAUUCAGAAAGCUUGAGGUACUACAUAAUGACUUCAUGGACAAAAAAGAUAGUGUCAUCACUAAAAUCUAUAACGAGUCCAAGGAAAGAGCCAGGGUGAACGGAUUUAAGAAGCAACAGGAGAUCCUGAGACAGAAACACGCAGAAUUUCUGGAGAGAUACAACAUCCGUCAAAACGGCAAGGAGAAGUAGAAUUAUCAUACAGACAUCAUGAGUCCUGCACAUGGAAGCCGUAGGGAAUGGACUGAAGAUGCUUCUAGGUUGAAAGCAAAUAAUAAUUGUAAUAAUAAUAAUGAUCUGCGUCAGAUGUUUAUGAAUACAUCCAGAAAACUGAUCUAUAAUUAAUUAUAAAACAUUCAGAUGGCUUGAUGAGGUGUCUUUUAAUUCAUUGUUUUGGACUGUUGUAUAUGGUAUAUAGUUUUGUCAGGUAUGGGCUGCAAAUAAUGGUCAGUAUAGAAACAGGGCUACAAAUACCACAACCUCUUAUACUAUAUGACAUAUAGAAUAUACAGACACCUGUAUGUCCACAGCAUGCCUGGAUUUCCUGGACGGGAUUUUAACUGCACCUGGCUACGGUGUUAUGGAAAAUAAAUGUCAAAUCACUGUACACAACACGUGUGUGUGGUAUUUUACUGCCUAAGCUAGAUUAAAGGACUAAUAAAAGGUGCCAGUACUUGCGACAAUAUUACAGUAUUAAGCAGUCCAUCGUUUCUGAAUCAGUAUUUAUCAAAGAAGGGACUUUUAGUGAUGGUCUGGCUUUGUUGCAGAACUGAAAAUAAAUGCCUUUCCUCCUAAAUUGUUUAUGUAAAUUGUUCAAACUAACGGUUGAAUAUUUUUGGGGGGUGCUUUAUUCUGAUUGGUGCAUUUGGCAUCUGUUUUGCCCUUGUUAUGUACAUGACAUCUCCAGUCAUAGUAUAACUAUAGACUAUAUAACUAUGUUCUCUGUAAUGCUGUCUUCAGCAGCUGUAUAAAAUAACAAGGAGACUGUCAUCUCCAGCUGUUUCGCACUGUUCACCAUUAGGAGGAAUUGUGUGAAAUCAGUGGAGUCUUGCGUGAAUCCAUUAGCUCACUGGGGUUUGACUGUUGCUGCAAGUGGCGUAAUGUUUCUCUGGGACAUUUUUUGUUUGCAAUUAUUUUAUUAUAUCAAUUAUUAUAAUUAAAUAUUAUACUGAUAUUAAA